UUACGCCGACGUUGUUGGGGGCGUAGAGGGAGGGGCGACUUUAAUGGCGCAUCGCAGUCCGACCGAUCCAGCUCUCCACAAAUAAACAACAGCAGUUCUUCACUAUCUGGCCUAAUAUCUACUUUUUCCAGUUCCACCGCGCUGCAGGCGCGCUUUGCACUUUUGCUCAUUGAGCAGAUCGGCUGGGCUUUUUUUUAGCGGCUGCUUGGAGCACAAGAGGCCCAGAGGAAAGACGGAGGAUCGAUAAUAUGUAACAAACGUCAACAUGACGUCCAGAUUUAGUAAAACAUAUACCCGGAAGGGAGGAGAGGCCAGCUCGAAGUUUGAUGAGGUGUUUUCUAACAGGAAGGCUACGCUUAGCACCAAAUGGGGAGAGACCACCUAUAAGGCACAGUUGGGGGUCAAACGGCCCUCGUUCAAGCCAGAGGUUUCUGAGCUGACUAAACGACCCCGCUUUGACGAUGAUGACAGCUCAGAGGACCCAUUUGGCUUUGACAGCGAUGAUGAGUCCAAAACAGUCACUUUCAGAGGUACUCCUCAAUCUGAGACAGGCUCAGAUGCAGCGGAAUCUGGGAAUGAGCUGUUAAAGACUCAGACAGAAAACCCCAGUGGGGGCACAGCGGAGACCGGAAUGGGUACUUCCUCGUUGGGGAGCACCUUGAACAUCAGCAGCGGGGUGGUUGGUAUGAAUAGCCCAGCUCAAACAUAUCCAGCCUCACCACAUGUUGCUGGCACUGUAGGAGCCUGGAGCAGAUCCAACGUCACAGCAAGCAAACCAGUCUCCCAGAUCUCCAGCUUGAAAAUCCACAGUAGAAACAUUUCCGAUGCCUGGGACUCUUUCGAGGAGGACUCUCCUCCUGGGGCUGGCGAGGGGAGUUCUACCCAAGCUGGGAACUCUUCUGAUGGGUUUAAGAGCUCAGAGCAGUGCACCGCUGAACCUGAACCUCCAGUGGAACCUGUUGACUUUGAACAGCUUCCGCUUCUUAAACCAUCCAGCGACAGAGUCUACCGACGACCACGGAAUAAAGGGACGGAUAGUUCUGGAGCCGGUGAUGCGCCGGUUCCUGCUGUGAGUUCAACACCAGCCGCUGCACCGGUGAAGACCACCAGUGCAGGGGUUGCUGGGAGUUCUGAGGUCAAGCCUGCCGGUCGGGGCCGGGUGAGGGACUACACGGUUCUUCACCCGUCCUGUGUGUCUGUGUGUAAUGUGACCAUACAGGACUCUAUUGAAAGGAGUGUGGAUGAUUUUGUCGCCCCAGUGCAAGCUGACAUGGGAGAGGCGGGAACCUUCAGGAGGAAAACAGACACACAACCUGCCAAGCCUAGCAGGUUCAGACCCACUCAGAGUAAAAGUAAAAAGGAGACAAAACUGGAGUUUUUUGGCUUUGAGGCUCAGGGCACAGAUGGAGACGCCACUGCAUCCGGCAGCACCAGCUACAAGAUCAAAUACUUUGGUUUUGACGAGCUGAGUGAGAGUGACAGCGAGGAUGAGGACGACUCAGCAGCUAAAGAGAGGAAGAAGAAUAAGAAAGCAGCGGCGGAAGCUUUGGCAACCGGCGCGGGCAGUCUUCAGAUCAACGACUCGCAGGAGAGUCAACAGAGUCAAAGCAGCCUAAGUACAGAUUCUCAGGAGUCGCUGGAUGAGACGGGAUCUUCAGGCUCACAGAAGGAACGGCAUGGAAAGCAAACCGACAAGUCAAAGGAGAUCGGACGCAAGAUCUUCAGCGGGCCAAAAAAAUCUCCUGCUAAAGCCGUAUAUAAUGCUCGUCACUGGAAUCAACCUGAGCCGGAGGAAGUGCCUGCUCCUGCUUCCUCUCAUACUGUGGCUGUACCUAAGGCCAGUGUGUCCAGCAGCAGCAGCAGCAGCAGCAAAGACACAAAUUCUCAUAAAGAUGAUGGAGUGUUUAAAGCUCCGCCCCCUCCUCCUAAAGUCAUUAAAUCUGUCACUAUUCCCACUGAGCCAUACCAAGACAUUGUCACUGCACUAAAAUGCAGGAAGGAGCACAAAGAGUUGUACACGGUGGUCCAACAUGUGAAGCACUUUAAUGAUGUGGUGGAGUUUGGAGAGAAUCAGGAGUUCACAGAUGACUUUGAGUAUCUGGAGACAGGCCUGAAGAGCACACAACCCCUCAACACACGCUGCCUUAGCAUAAUCAGUCUGGCCACGCGCUGUGCCAUGCCAAGUUUCCGCAUGCACCUGAGAGCCAGAGGGAAGGUGGCCCAGGUCUUUAAGAUGCUCAGUGAUGCUCAACAGCACCCGAAUCUUGCUCUCUGCACAGCGUCUCUGAUGUACAUACUGAGCCGAGACCGGCUGAAUAUGGAUCUGGAUCGUUCCUGUCUGGAGCUGAUGAUCAGGCUGCUGGAACUAGAGCAGGACGACUCUGUAGCGGACCAGUUAACAGCUAAAGAGAUGAGCCGAGUUAAAGAGAAGAUCCGCAAACUCUGCGAAACAGUCCACAACAAGCAUCUGGACCUGGAGAACAUCACAACAGGUCACUUAGCGAUGGAAACGCUACUGUCUCUGACGUCGAAGCGAGCCGGAGACUGGUUUAAGGAGGAGCUGCGCUUACUUGGGGGACUGGACCACAUCGUAGAUAAAGUGAAAGAGUGUGUGGAGAACUUGAGUAAAGAAGAAGAUAAAGAGAGUCUGGUGGCAUCACUCUGGGGAGCAGAGCGCUGCUUACGAGUUCUGGAGAGUGUUACUGUCCACAACCCUGAAAAUCAGGCGUAUCUGAUUGCCUACAAGGAGUCCCAGCUCAUAGUGUCCUCAGCAAGGGCACUGCAUCAUUGUGAGCAGAUGAUACAGCGUUACAGCCGAGAGGUCUCUUCAUCAAGCUCCGCCCUCCCGCAGAGUAGUCAUAGCAACGUGGGCAAGGCUGUGGAGGAUUGUAUGAGAGCCGUUAUCGGAGUUCUGCUCAACCUCACACAUGAUAAUGAGUGGGGCAGCACUAAAACAGGUGAGCAGGAUGGCCUUAUACUGACGGCUCUAGACUGCGUUCUUAAGGUCCCACGUUAUUUGCCUCAGGAGCAGAGAUUCGACAUCCGUGUCCUGGGUCUGGGUCUGCUGAUAAAUCUGGUGGAGUACAGUGCCAGAAACAGACACUAUCUGGUGGAAAUGGAGCUGGACUUGAGCUACAUGAUGGAGACGGAGAUACACGUGAAGACGGAGAACGACAUGAAGACAGAAGGAGUGGAGGACAGUAAGACAGAGGAUGCUAAAACAGAGGGCGAGAAGGGACCAACGACACUAAAGUCAUCAAAUGCCCUGGCUGCUCUGGUUCAGCUCUUCCUUGAAAGGGAGCAAGCAGCUGUGGUAGCUGAGGCGCAGACUGAUGAUCUCAUAAGUGAGGCGCCCAAAUCUCAGGCAGACCAGAGCGGAGAGUGGAAGGAAACAUCCGGAGAGAUCCAGUGGGUCGCCUCAGAAAACAACGACGAUGACACAAAUGACAAGAAAGAGGAGGAGGAAGAGGAGCUUGACCUCAAUAAAGCCCUGCAGCAUGCUGGGAAACACAUGGAGGACAGCAUUGUGGCGUCAUACUCAGCUCUUCUACUUGGGUGCCUAUGUCAGGAGAGUCCGAUGAAUGUAAAAACCGUACGGGAAAAUCUUCCUAAGGGAGAUUUCUCUAUCAUGACUGAAAUGCUGAGGAAAUUCCUUAAUUUCAUGAACCUGACGUGUUCUGUUGGAACCACAGGACAGAAAUCUAUCUCACGGGUGAUUGAUUAUUUGGAGCACUGUUAGCAGAGGUGUCGCAGUUCCCCCUCUUCCGUGGGAUAAUCUGGACCUGGCAACGUGCCUUAGGCCCUUCAGGACAAGAGACAGCAGUUCCGGUGGUAAAGAUGGUUAAGCGUCACUACGGUCACGUCGCCUGAGUGACUCACUGCAGAGACUUUUGUGGGUUUUUUUCUUCUUUCUUUUUACUUUUUUUUUUUUUUACAUUGUCUUUUUCAAAUGCUGUCUUUCUCUCUCAUGCUCUCUCUCUCUCACACACACUCACUCAGCUGUGUGUUUGCAUAAUAUUUGGUCUUUGAAGCACUGAUCCCCAUGUAAAACAAAAACUAAGCUGUGUUUUGAAACGAAUGAUUAUAAGCUAGUUGUCCUUGUUUGUAGUGUAAAGAUUUACACUAAACCUAGUAACUUAUUGAUAUUUCAAACACUGAGAUCUGAGGCUUUGUUCAGUUUUAGGAUUGAGUGUUUGCACGAUGUUUGUUCAGACAGUGCGGUCAGUAUCCGCUGUAUUUACAUCAGUAAUGAUGUAAGCAUCAGCACAAUCCCAAAAGACUUUCUCAUGUAAUAACUGAUAGCUGUAGAAACUGGAAACUUUGCCUCUACUCAUGACAUCUCACAUAGUCUAUAGUAGAGGCAUUUUAAGCAUUCACGAAUAUACUGCGCCCAAAACUGGUCUGUUAAGCUCACCAAGGCUGCAUUUAUUUGAUCAAAAAUACAGUAAAACAGUACUAAUGUGAAAAAUAUCAUAUAUGUUUUGUGACGUGAUCCUUCCGAAAUCAUUCUAAUAUGCUGAUUUGGUGCUCAAGAAACAUUUCUUAUUAUUAUCAAUGUUGAAAACCGUUGUGCUGCUUAAUAUUGUUGUGGAAACUGUUAUGCUUUAUUUUUUUUCUGGAUUCUUUGAUCAGCAUUGAAGAACAUUUAUUCAAAAUAGAAAUCUGUUUAAAAUUGUAAAUGUCUUUACUGACAUUUUUGAUCAAUUUAAUGCAUCCUUGAGGAAUGAAAGUUUUAAUUUGUUUUGGGGGAAAAUCUUACAAACUCGGGAAGAGAAAAAAAAAAAAUCUGAAUAAAGCCCAAGAUGCCUGAUGAACCAAAGACAAACACCUUGCAAACAUGAAAACAAGCAUGCAUUAAUCAAAUCAAGUUGAAUUUUCCUGUCCUGCUUAGAAUGUUGUUUUAUGACACUGUCAUCGUUUCUUUCACAUACAGUCAUGUGAAAAAGAAAGUACACCCUUUUGAAUUCUCUGUUUUAUUGUUUCAGGACGUAAUAAAAAAUCAUCUAGUCUUUAGCAAGUCUUAAAAUUAGGUAAAUACAACCUCAGAUGAACAACAACACAUGACAUAUUACACUGUCAUUAUUUAUUUACCAAAAAUAAAGCCAAAAUGGAGAAGCCAUGUGUGACAAAGUAAUGAUUUAAUUGCUUGUAGAACCACCUUUAGCAGCAAUAACUUGAAGUAAUCAUUUUUUUUAUGACUUUAUCAGUCUCUCACAUCGUUGUGGAGGAAUUUACAACUUCUUUACAACGUUGCUUCAGUUCAUUGAGGUUUGUGGGCAUCUGUUUAUAUGCAGGUCCCGCCACAGAAUUUUAAUCGGGUUAAGGUCUGGAUUUUGAAUGGGCCAGUGCAACAACUUGAUUCUUUUCUUUUCCAGCCAUUUUAGUGUGCUUGGGAUCAUUGUCCUGUUGCAUGACCCAAUUUCGGCCAAGCUUUAGCUGUCGGACAGAUGGCCUCACAUUUGACUCUAGAAUGCUUUUGUAUGCAGAGGUGUUUAUGGUCGACUCAAUGACUGCAAGGUGCCCAGGUCAUGUGGCUGCAAAACAAGCCCAAGUCAUCACCCCUCCACCAGUGUGAUGGACAGUUGGUGUUUGUGCUGAUAUGCUGGGUUUGCUUUUCUCCAAACAUCUCCACUUUGGUCUUGUCUGUCCAAAGGACUUUGUUUCAGAAGUCUUGUGGUUUGUUCAGAUGCAACUUUGCAAACCUAAACCGUGUUGCCAUGUUCUUUUUAGAGAGAAGAGGCUUCCUCCUGCCAGUCCUUCCAAACAUGCCAUACUACAGUCUUUUUCUAAUUGUACUGUCAUGAACUUUAUCAUUUAACAUGUUAACUGAGGCCUGUAGAGUCUGAGAUGUAGCUCUUGGUUUUUUGCAGUUUCUCUGAGCAGUGCACGGUCUGACCUUGGGGUGAAUUUGCUGGAAUGUCCACUACUGGGAAGAAUGGCGUUUGGCAACUGUCUUAAAUGUUUUCCACUUGUAAAUGUUCUUCCUCGCUGUAGAAUGAUGGACGUUAAAUUGUUUGGAAAUGGCCUUGUAACUUUUCCUAGAUUGAUGGGCAGUAACAAUCGCUUCUCUAAGAUCAUUGCUGAUGUCUUUCCUCCUUGACAUUGUGUUAACACACACCUGAAGGCUCUAGAUCAGCAAACUGCCAAAACUUCUGCUUUUAUAGAGUUGGUCACACUUGCUGAUGAUUAAUUAAUCAAAGGCAUUUGAUUAGCAGCGCCUGACUGCUACUUAUCCUCUUAAUUCCUAUGGAAGCAGUAAGGGUGUACUUAGCUUGUCACACGUUUUCCCCAUUUUGGCCUAGUUUUUGUUAAAUAAAUAAUGACACCGUGUGAUAUGUCAUGUGGUGUUGUUCAUCUGGGUUGUAUUUAACUAAUUUUAAGACCUGCCAAGGACCAGAUGAUUUUUUUUUAUUAUUAUUAUGUCCUGAUAUAAACCAUAAAAUUUUAAAGGGUGUACUUUUUUUUUUUUUUUUUUUUUUUUUUUUUCCCUCUCCACAUGACUGUAUACUGAAACAAUCUAUUAUGCUAGAUUUCUUUUAAAGCUACACAGUGAUAACCGUAAGCAAGAAGUUGAUGAUUUGAUGGGGAGGAUUGCAGAGGUUUUUUUUUUUUUUUUUUUCAUGGCUUCUUUGAUCAUCCACUGACUUCUGUAUUUUUAGUUUUUCUCUGUGAAGAAUCAUCAGCUGACAUUACCCAUGAUUAAAAAAAUAUUUUUUUUUCUUCCAUUUUUAAUCUGUUUUGAUUAGUUUUGUAGUCUGUGCGGUGUGAGCCCCAUUUUAAUGUUAAAAAUGAAAACAAAAGACAGCACUUGAAAAUUGUUUUAAUAUUUUAGUGGGUUCAUGAAUGACUCAUCCUCUGUUAAUUUAAUUAUACUCUGAUUUUAAUAUAAUAGAACAAUUGAGAUUUAUUGUUUUAUAAUUAUUGUUUUUCUUUACCUUUUGAUGUUAUUCAGGAAAGUGUUUCUUUAAAUUGUUAUUUCAUCCCGUGUGUCUGCAGAAUGUCUGGAUGCUGCUGAAAGGUCUUAGACAAAAAAAAAAAAAAAAAUUCUUUUUCAGACUGAACUAAGCAAAAGUGUCCUCUAUUCCUUUCAGAUCUUUACUGAAGCAGAGCCAUAUGGAGUAAAGCUUGUUCUAUUUUGUAAAACUGAAACAAGUUUUACGAUAAGUUAAUUUCAGAUCUGAAGUUUUGUUUUUUUCUUUUAAUUGUAAAUAUUUCUGUACAUAUUUGAUGUUAGACUGCUAGAAUACUUUCAAAUCACCAAACCUGAAUUUUCUUUAUUUUAUACCCCUCCCCUCUAUUGCAUUAUUUUAGAUAAAAGGUAAAAGUACAAUUACAAGAAGUAUAUAAAUAUUAUAUAUAAAUAUAUAUAUUAAAGGAAAAAACAAUUUGUACCAUUUUCCAGGAUGUUGUCUUUGGUUACAAUGUAAAUAAUUUUACCUUGAAUAAAUACUUGCUACUUUCA
Ctenopharyngodon idella (grass carp) is the source of this 7462-nucleotide messenger RNA. RefSeq names its product WAPL cohesin release factor a (gene wapla). NCBI's taxonomy places the organism in Eukaryota, Metazoa, Chordata, Actinopteri, Cypriniformes, Xenocyprididae. The record is from RefSeq and is a predicted model, not a curated record. Gene Ontology annotation, biological process: regulation of chromosome condensation. Bases 266 to 3739 code for a protein of 1157 amino acids. The transcript has 20 exons.